Molecule: messenger RNA, 2360 nt
Organism: Prorocentrum cordatum
Lineage: Eukaryota; Dinophyceae; Prorocentrales; Prorocentraceae
Source: the annotation of a GenBank genome assembly
GCCCGUGGAAGGUGAAGAAGGUUGUUCACCGCGUGAUGUGCAGCAUCACAGGCAAGUUCGUGACGUGGACUGCGUUGAAGCCGCGCUCUAAACAAGGUAUUGCUUACAUCAAUAAGCACGCCGAGACAGACGACAGCCAGAACGAGAUGACGUUCUGCAUAUAUGACAACAUCCGCGAAGUGUCUGAUACGCCGAUCAUGGGAUGGCCAGAGGGCAAGGUUCGAUUCAUGGUGAACAACAAGGCGAGAGCAAAGAUGGGCGCAGAAACACAGCAUUUCCACCCCAUGCUCACGAGUGACCUCAAGCCGGUGCUCGCCUACACCAUCGUGACCAUCAUCAUGCCGUUGCUUCUGGAGUUCGGCAUCGUCCUCCUGGGCUGGCCUGGUCUUGGAAAGACGCCAGCGUUCAUCACUCUGGCAAUGGCAAUUGGGAGGUACAGCGUCCGCAACCGCGGCGCUACAGGAAGGCCAGGUUGGCGCCGCGGUAAGCGUUUCGACGUUUUCCGCCACCGCGAGUUCGGCCAGGAGGAAGCGUGCUUUCUCGACGACGCUGAUCUUGGGAGCAUAGAUAUAUCAACCAUCAAGAACUUCCUCGACGUGGCGGAGGACACCACGGCAGACGCGCGCUACAACGAUUGUAAGUUCCGCCAGAAUCAAAUGAGGGGCAUCGCAGACAACGCCGUCAACGAGGAGGACGAGCCUUCACCAGAAGUUGGUCACGAGAUACCGUUCAAUUCGUCUUACAAGAUGAUGCGGACUGCAUUCGCGGGCGCGUCCAAAGCUCACGUCAUGGCUAUCUUGAAGAGGUCCAUCGUGGGUGUUGGCGGCAAGCAUGGCUUUAUCUUGAGGCUGCCUAGCAAGGACGAAGAUGCGCCCGUGUUCCGCUUCACAGACGAUGAUAUCGCAGACGAUUGGCUGCGGGAGGCGAACAAGCCGUUCCUGAACAAAUUCAAAAAGGGCGUCCACACUUUGCCACCAGAUUUCCAGACCCGCAAUGAGCAGGAGCAGAACAUGAUCGACGCGGCCUUCGCGAAGUACAACUUGCACAUGCGGUCGGCUGACUACAUCCGCGACGCGAACGAGGAGCUCAAGAAACACUUCCAACCGAGCCCCGCCGCUAUGUUCGACAACUUCAUUCCUAAUACGUUAGCGUCGGAGGAUCCGACGCGACCCGCUGCGGCGACAGCCAAGCCAGCCGCACCGCAUGGCAUCAAAGUAAGUGAGAACAGGGCGCGCAAGGACAAGUACGGGUUGUCUUACAGCGGAACAGAGCCAACAGGCGCCCAACACAACGUGGGCCUCACUAGGUUGGAGCAGCCCGCCUACGAAACCAUCUUGUCGCUCAGCCAGAAACAGGCCAAGAAGUAUCUCGAGGACGCAGGCGUUCUUCCACAACCUGAUGAUGAACUUGAGUUUGUCUGCUGGUCCUGCAAGAGCCCGAUUGUGAGCUCGGAGGGCGUCUUCCGCUGCCAUGGGAAGGGGUGCAAGAUCAGGCCUCGCGUCUACAGGCCAGAUGUGGCGUUCACCCUGCUCGCGGGCCACGCGAGCUCUGGAUGGGACGUCGACAACGUCAUGUGCUUGCGCACGGCUUAUGCGCUUGGUUGCACGACCCCUAACGGCUCCUGCAUUCACUACGUCCGGCGCGAAGGCGAGAGCGUCAGGUCCACAGAGAACAAGGUGGCCCAGUUCUUCAACAAACACAAGAUUGCGAUGGCAUGCUGGGAAGUACGUCGGGCUCAAUCCACGACGUUCGAGGAUGACGUGGUCGAGCCUGACACGUGCCGCGCUGGCUCGCGGAAGAGAGGCGGCGGCGGCCCAGAGACCAGGGCUGAAGUGGAAGGCCCGUUGAAGAAGGCGCUGGGGAAGGGCACCGCGGUCGCGCCAGACGGCGGUAAGGCCUUCCACGGCGCGGCCGAAGCCGCUGGGCGCCAGGUCUUGAAGGGCGUGAACCACCAGAGGAAAAUCUUCACGCCUGCGUCCAGGUUGUUCAAGUCCAAAUUGGACAGCAAGACCACCCGCAUGCUGAGGGCGCGCACGAAGGGCAAGAAUCCCUCCGUCAGGGAGACCGCGCUCUACUCUACACUAUCAGCGGGUGAUAAUGCAGCAGAAGGUAUCACAGGCCACCUGAAGAACACAAUGCGCAGGCUGGGGAAUGUCGGCCGCAACACCUCACCAGCAACCUGCAAGAAGAACGUCCAAGCCUUGGCGUCGGCGGCCCUGCUCUGCAACGCAGGCUUGAACUCAGUGUUGACCGCGCUGAGCUUGUACAGGAUUGCUUUGUCCCGCGGCGACAUCAAUCUGUCGCCCAAGGACGCCUUUGAUGUCUCGAGCUGCAGCUCGUGGCUGAUCGACUCGCCCUAA